GCAACCGGCGCUAGGGUGGCGGCCUGGGCCUCUCCUCGCCGUCCCGCCGCCGCCCUGCGGCUCGUCCGCCCCUCUCGGCGCGGAGCCCGUUCCUGUGCGUGAGGUACCGGCCCCGGCAAGGCGGUGCCGCGCAGGCCCCGCUUGACUCACCGACCCUGCGCUGCCCUGAGGAGCGCGGAGCUGUGGGCGGCCCUGGCUGUGCUUAAUCCAGUUUACGCGGUAUCGGCGCUCUGUGGAAAAAGACAGCUAUUCCCUCAGCUUUCCUUCAGACUGCCUGGGAGACGCUCCGGAGUCGUGCUGCCUCGCCCUGCCGCUGCUUCAGGGCUUUCAAGGCUCGUCCGUCUUGUCACGUCUCAGUCAGGUCGAGCUGCUGAGGUGUAAACUGCUUAUAGUUUUCGCAGUAGAGCAAAUAAACAAGGAUACUUCAACCCGUUUAGUGCAGUUCACUGUCACACAGAUCCAGCCAUGCCUGCAGAAAGGAAAAGUGAUAUGGAGAGGAUUGGCCUCUUCAGUGAAAUGAGUUAUGUUACCAUUGGAGAUAAAUAUACAUCACAUUAUAUGCGCCCUUUUAAUGAAGCUGCGAGCAAGAACAGACAGAUGUUACCUGGGGGAACCAAAGCAUUUUCAGCUCUGCAGACAGGUUAUUUUGAGCCUCGGUUUGUGAGGAUUUUCAAUGGUGAAGCUUACUCAAAUCCUGUUCAGCUGAGGAGACGCUACAGAAUGGCAGAAUCAAAGAAAAAUUUGGGCAAAGCUUUCCUUCCCAGUAAUGGAGACAAAUUGCCAUGCGGACUUGGCAGCUUUUAUGGAACCAUAGGAGGUUCAUAUACAUACUUCAGUCCACAGCUGAAAGCCAAAGAAAGAUACAUUCCUCCCGGGAAGAAUUUUUAUACUAAUCCAGGAAAGAAAGGAACUGGAUAUGGUUAUGCAAACAUUACCAUAGGUGAACAAUAUCCACAUGAACCUGAUGGGUAUGAAGUAGAAAGAAUAAAUGCAAAGAAAGCACAAGAGGAACAUAAACGGCUUGUUAAAGGAGGGCCUUUCAAAUUAAAACUGUAUCCCCAGGAAUAUUUUGAUGUGAAUCCCUAUUUUAAUGACAAACCUUUGCCACCUGUGAAGAAACCACCUCCAAAGAAGCCAAUUGUACCACCUUUCAAACCAAGUUCUCCUGCUAAAAAGUCAGGGGGCAUGAAAGGAGGCACAUUUGAUCCUUACCCAAGCCAUUCUGCUGACCCUUAUGUAACUGAAAAAUCUAAGGCUGUCAAAACUAAUAAAGAACGACGGAUUUUUCAUCCUCCUCCUGGACCAAAAAGCAGACCUGUGACAAGCAUAAUAACUCUAAAUGUCACAAGGUCAUUAAAUGUAAAGAACUACAAGACUGCACAGCUGAGAUCUUACUAGGUACAAACGGCAAAAAGAAGGGUGCACUUCUUAGACUAAACGGUUAACAAGGCAAACAAAAAUGUGAAAAAUGGAAUUCAAGUAUAGAGGGCAAUUCAAUCUGUUUAAUGAUUGAGAAUGCAAUCUUUUGUUUCUAAAUAUAAAGCUAUAAUAAAUAAUUUAAGAUAAUUUAUUUAUUCAGUCCAAGUUUGUAUUUUUAUUUAUAUUUUCAUCUUAUUGCUUAGCUGGACUUUUGAAAUUUACUUUUAGAAAACAUACUUUCUAAUGAGUAAUUUGGAUUGCAAUGUGACUAUAUAUUGCAGUGGAAGAAAUUGCGUAUCUUUUAAAGUGAGUAUCAGUGUAUGCAUUAACCAAGUUAGUUAUGUGGCCCACAGUGAAACUAAAGUCAUCAUUUCCCUUUAGUAGAAUUACAACUUGUACUGUAUUUCAACUAUGAUUUUUUAAAGAAUUGUCUGAAAAUUAUAAGAUUUUUAGGUUUUAUGACCUUCUCAAAAUGACCAAUAUCAAGCAUUGAUCAAAACCAGACCACAAGCAGGCUGUUAGGAAGAGUCACCUCUAUUUACCGGCAUCUGUUACUGCUCUUCCUCAAUUUCCUGACAAAUCUAAGUGCUGCCAUGUUCUCCAAGAACAGCUUAAUUUCACUUUGUGUACGUGGAAGGUUCCUAACAAAUCUGAUCUGUCUUUCAAACUAGCUUCUUCUCAGAUGGAACUGUGACCUUAAAUGUACGCUUUACCUCCAUCUUAAUUUUUGUCAGGUUUUUGUACGUGGUCCAAUAAAUUUGUUCAUGCAAAUCAAAACUGAUUUAUUA
Messenger RNA from Falco peregrinus (peregrine falcon), 2207 nucleotides. It is a transcript of the gene CFAP96, whose product is annotated as chromosome 2 C4orf47 homolog. The record is from RefSeq and is a predicted model, not a curated record. Lineage: Eukaryota; Metazoa; Chordata; Aves; Falconiformes; Falconidae. Bases 466 to 1398 code for a protein of 310 amino acids. Gene Ontology annotation, cellular component: centrosome. The transcript has 8 exons.